Molecule: messenger RNA, 2542 nt
Organism: Dryobates pubescens (Downy woodpecker)
Lineage: Eukaryota; Metazoa; Chordata; Aves; Piciformes; Picidae
Gene: DNAJA3
Product: DnaJ heat shock protein family (Hsp40) member A3
Exons: 12
Coding region: 1-1497 (498 amino acids)
Biological process (GO): response to heat; protein folding; mitochondrion organization
Cellular component (GO): mitochondrion
Molecular function (GO): ATP binding; protein kinase binding; heat shock protein binding
Source: RefSeq, a predicted model, not a curated record
AUGCGCGCUGCGCCGCCCGCCCCCGCCCGCAGCGCGGCCCAUGCGCAGCGCUGCCCGCGGACCAAGAUGGCGGCCGGGAGCUCGUCGCGCUGCUUCGGGGUGGCCGCCGUCGUGGCCGCCGCCCGCAGCCGCGGCCCUGGGGAGAGGCGGCUGCCGCUCGUCUGGCUCGUCCGGGGACUCAGCCUCCCGCCGCCGCCCCGCGCCGCCGCCGCCCGCCGCCUCCUGCCGCUGUGCGCCGGGCUCUGCGCGGCGGGGACGAAGCGCGCUGCCGCCGCCGCCGCCUCCUUCCACAGCAGCGCCGGGGCCCGUUCCAAGGAGGACUAUUACCAGGUGCUCGGGGUGCCCCGCACCGCCACGCAGAAGGAGAUUAAGAAGGCCUACUACCAGCUGGCAAAGAAAUACCACCCAGAUACAAACAAGGAUGACCCUAAAGCUAAAGAGAAGUUCUCUCAGCUGGCAGAAGCCUACGAGGUGCUGAGUGAUGAGGUGAAGCGGAAGCAGUACGACGCCUACGGCACGGCGAGCUUCGAAGCUGGCAGCGCCGGCGCUGGUGCCGGUGCCGGGCGGCAGUACUGGAGCAGCGGCCCCUCCAUCGACCCGGAGGAGCUGUUCAAGAAGAUCUUUGGAGAGUUCUCAGGAUCCCCUUUUGGUGACUUUCAGAACGUCUUUGACCAGCCACAGGAGUACAUCAUGGAACUGACAUUCACUCAAGCUGCAAAAGGUGUCAACAAGGAGAUCGUGGUGAACAUCAACGACUCCUGUGAGCGAUGCCAUGGUAAAGGACACGAGCCUGGCACCAAGUCCCAGCGCUGUCACUACUGCAACGGCACUGGCAUGGAGACCAUAAACACCGGCCCCUUCGUGAUGCGCUCGACGUGCCGGCGCUGCGGCGGCCGUGGCUCCAUCAUCACGACGCCGUGCCUCAUGUGUCGAGGAACAGGGCAAACCAAGCAGAAGAAGACAGUGAUGGUUCCUGUGCCUGCUGGGGUUGAGGAUGGGCAGACAGUUCGGAUGCCUGUGGGGAAGAAGGAGAUUUUCAUUACAUUCAGGGUUCAGAAAAGUUCUGUGUUCAGAAGGAAUGGAGCAGAUAUCCACUCAGACCUCCUCAUUUCCAUAGCACAGGCUGUUCUGGGCGGCACAGCCAGGUGUCAAGGCUUGUACGAGACAAUCAAUAUCACAAUACCCCCUGGUAUUCAGCCAGACCAGAAGAUCCGAAUGAGUGGGAAAGGCAUCCCCAGGGUGAACAGUUAUGGCUAUGGAGACCACUACAUUCACAUCAAGGUUAAAGUUCCACAGAGGCUGACCGACCGCCAGAGAGCUUUAAUGAUGAGCUACGCCGAGGACGAGGCCGACGUGGACGGCACCGUGAACGGGGUCACGAACACAGCCUCGGGUGGCAGGGCCACGGCUAGUGCUGGCGCAGGCGGGGAUAGGCCUGAGGCUGAGGAGAACAAGGAGGGAUUCCUCUCCAAACUUAAGAAAAUGUUUAGCUCCUGACACCCCAUCCGAGGGAAGCGUUCUACUGGAAACUAAGAGCCAGCAGCAGCUCGUCUGUGCAGCCCAGAGUGAACUUUUCUGGCAGCAGGCUCUGGAGAGCAAAGGACAGCAGGCAGCAGCAGAGGGAGAAUCCUGCUGGAGAGGCUAAAACCACUGAGGCACCACCAAACCAAACCCAUCCACCAGCCUAGGAAAUGGUAAUGAAGGAGAAUGGCAGGAGUGUGGCUCUCUGGAGGCUGCUUCCCAAGUCCCUGCCGCUGCUGGAAGCUUUAUUUGGUAAAAGUUGAAAUGUAGAGUCCAAAGCAGUGGGAAUGUGAAAUAAAAGUGGCCUGGAGCAGAGCAGUUUGCUGUGUGGAGUCCUGCAGCUGUCUGCUGCUUGCUCAGGUGCCCUUCUGAAUGUAGAUGUGCUGGGUGCAUGUGUCAGCAGGGAGCUCCCAGGGGAGUGGUGGGUGGGCGAGGGUUAACCUUGGAUUCACCCAGCCCUCCCACACAUCUUGGAAGGGGAGUGGGAGGUCUCUCUGGGGCUGGGACUCCUUGCAGCCCGGCACUGCAGGCUCUGUACUCCUGCUGAGUCGCUGCCCAGAGAGCAGCCCCGGAAGCUGUGCUUUGCCUCAGGUCUCCCUCCCCCCAGACUUAACUACUUAGUUACCACACAGCUGCUGUUGUCGCUUCUGACUGGGUACAAGAUCAGCACCAAGCCCUGUGCCAGUUUGGGACAAAGUCUUUUAUUAGCUUACCACAACACCCAUAGCAUAAAGGAUUGGUCAGAGUUCCUACAUGUGAGAGCAAAGUGGUUCCCUCCAGGCGGAGUGGAGCUCUCGCAGUGAGUGUGUUCGUGCUUCCUGCAGCCUCUGCUGCUGGUAGUGCUGCUCUGCAGGUACCACCAGCCCACCUCCUAAGUGACCAGUUGAAGCAGGACCUGGUGCAGGCUUGACCUUCUUGAUUUGCUGAAAUAAAGCACGUGUUGCCUCCUGAUUAAAGCUGUCUGUAAAGUGAUUCUGUAUCCAUGUAAAUAAGAUUGACUUCAUAAAGCUAUUUAACACCU